This is a messenger RNA of Humulus lupulus (European hop), 582 nucleotides long. RefSeq lists its product as uncharacterized. NCBI's taxonomy places the organism in Eukaryota, Viridiplantae, Streptophyta, Magnoliopsida, Rosales, Cannabaceae. The record is from RefSeq and is a predicted model, not a curated record. The transcript has a single exon. Bases 1 to 582 code for a protein of 193 amino acids.
AUGAAUGCUGCAGUCAGGAAUGGUAAAAUCCAUCUGGGCUCCUUGUAUGCGACUGUGUUUCCUGGUGUGCGGGUUCAUUAUAUAAAGGCUCUCUGGUGUAGGCUUUCAGCUCCUAAACACCAGUUUAUUUUCUGGCUUGCAGUAAACCAGAAGUUGAAUACCAGGGAUUGGUUGCUGUCUUGCCAUAUCCCUCUUCUAUCAGCUUGCUGUCCAGUUUGUGGUCAAGAGGAAGAGUCUCAUACUCACUUAUUUUUUGAUUGUGUUUUCUCCAGAAAUGUUCUCCUUGCUGUCCAGGGUUGGCUUAGAGGAUUCUCCUGGCCGGUUCAGUUUAGUAAUUGGAUCAAGUGGCUGGCUUUACCUCGGGAUGGCUGGUUUUCGGUGGUUCUGUAUGCUACUUGUGCAGCUGCUGUGUAUUACAUAUGGCAGAAUAGGAACCAUUGCUGGCAUGAUAACUUUUGCUUACCAAUGUAUAGGAUUGACCAUAUGAUUAGAUUUUCUAUCAAAGCUAGAAUUCUGAAUUUAGUAGGCAGUAAGUGUUCUUAUGGUGAAAAGCAAAUGCUUAAGUUUGUAAUGAAUUUGUGA